This is a messenger RNA of Alnus glutinosa, 541 nucleotides long. RefSeq names its product ubiquitin-like protein 5. Gene Ontology annotation, biological process: mRNA splicing, via spliceosome; protein modification process. Lineage: Eukaryota; Viridiplantae; Streptophyta; Magnoliopsida; Fagales; Betulaceae. The record is from RefSeq and is a predicted model, not a curated record. The transcript has 2 exons. Gene Ontology annotation, cellular component: nucleus; cytoplasm. Gene Ontology annotation, molecular function: protein binding; protein tag activity. Bases 104 to 325 code for a protein of 73 amino acids.
CUACUUUUUGUACAAUUUAGUCGGUCAAAGAUAAGAGGCUAUAAGGACUCGAUUAAUUUGUGCGUGAAGGACGAAGUUAGGGUUUUGAUAAAGCGCGGCGACGAUGAUUGAGGUGGUACUGAACGAUCGGCUGGGCAAGAAGGUGCGUGUGAAGUGCAACGAGGAUGACACCAUCGGCGACCUGAAGAAGCUGGUGGCGGCCCAGACGGGCACCCGAUCGGACAAGAUCCGCAUCCAGAAGUGGUACAACAUCUACAAGGACCACAUCACCCUCAAGGACUACGAGAUCCACGACGGCAUGGGCCUCGAGCUCUACUACAACUAGAUUCAAUGGGUCAGCAUUCAUAUCAAAAGAUGCAUUGCAAUCUGAAAUGUGCUUGAAUUGUUGGGAUAUAUAUGUUAUGUUACUUGAGAAACACUGAAGACUGCUUUGUAAUGUUCUGUGUUUCAAUGUAAUAUGUUAAGGGGUCGAUAUGUAAUCUAGAUUUCUCAACAUAAAUACUUGCUAAAUAAGGUAUGUUCGACACUUUUACUGCUUUUA